CUCGUAUCGAUCUGUAUAAAUCACAUAUCUACCUCUAUCUCUAGCCUGCCUUCUUUUCAUUGAUCGAAUCUCGCAACCAUGUCCCUCUACAAGCUCUCCGAUGACAUCCUCCUCGAAAUCGCAGAAUGGGUAAAUACAAAUGGCUACAUCCCAGACUACAGCUCUGUCACUGAGCGAGGGACGAAAUUCCUCGCGUCUCUUGUACUCUGCUCUCGUCGGCUGAACAGCAUCGCUACGCCUGUUCUGUACAGAACAUUCGUCCAAACCAAGUACGGAGCAUUACCUGCCUUCCUCCGUACCAUUCUAGAAAAACCCCAGUUGGGUGCCUUAGUCAAGGAUAUCGUUGUAUCAGAAAUUGACGAGGAGGAGAGUAUGGAGAUGGGCGGUCUCUCUCGCCAGGAGAUCGAAAGAUUGGGUCUCAGAGCUGAUGUUCUAGAUCAUUUUGAGAGCGAGAUGUCGAACUGGAUCGACGACCUAGAAGCUGGAAAAUGGCAAGCGGUUGCUGCACUUCUCAUCUUACUCCUCCCAGGUCUCGAAGAAAUCGUAAUUGCAUCAUACCACGGCCCGGACCUCGUGCGUAAUGGGUACAUUAACACCGCUCUCGCGUACGCAGCGCAUCAGCAGCUCACCCCUCACUCCCAACAGGCUUUGAAGAAUCUGAAGACUGUUUCGAUGGCGUACUGCGAUACCGAAUCCGGCAUGUCCAUGGAAGCAAUCCUGCCAUUCUGCGCCCUGCCGUCUGUAACUGCGGCACGGAUCCACAUGGCCUCAGACGACGAGUUCACACCCUCCUCGCAACGAUAUCAGACCAAAGAUCUGCAAAUCAACAGUAGUAAUAUCGCUUCUGGCGCCCUCAUUAAUAUCCUUCGGUGUUUCCCUGAUCUCAAGAAACUGUUCUAUGAAAAUGGCGGCUCGAUAGUCGGGUGUGAAGAUUUCCUUCCCCAGUAUCUGGGGAGGGCGAUUGAGCACUUGAAGGGGUGUCUUGAAGAAUUGACGGUUCUCGAUCAGGGGGGUUAUAUGGGCAACGAUGAAGAGCAGGAGGCUAUUGGGUCAUUGGCUGGGUUUCAGAAGCUCAGGAGGGUGGCCAUGGAUUAUGACUGCUUGCUGAAAGCUGACUCCCAAAUUAACGAUGAAAAUGAAGACGAAGACGAAGGAGAUGGAGAUGGGAAGCCGAGACUCGUAAAUGUUCUCCCGCCUUCCUUAGAGUUUCUCGCAGUCGCGAGGUGUGAACCGGAUAUUUUGGAUCAAAUCCGCGAGCUGCUGGAGCAGCAGAAACACGGGGAAAGGUCGAACUUUCCCUUGCUAGAGAAGGUUAUCAUCGGAUUUGUGGAUAAGCCCAAUGUUUCUCCUGAGCGAAUUAGCGAGCUGAGAAGGGUCGAGGAGGAGUUGGUUGCUGAUGGGAAGGAGAUGGGCAUUGAGGUGGUGAUCGUGCAUCCCAAAUUUCAGAUUGGUGGGCGUAAUGCCGAUUUUGAGGCGGCGUUUCAUUUCGACGGUGUAUGGUCUCCUUAAGACCUUGUGCACCAAUUAUCGCCUCAGGUCUUUUAUCAAGAUAAUCUACACAGUGCGGCAUUCUGUAAUAAUAACUUAUACGCUGGAUUGUUGUCUCGAGGGCUUUCUAUUUCCGUUGACUCUCCGAUCAAAAUAUUCCCGGAAUAAAUCUCUUCGUCUUGCGAUGGUACUUCUCCCACUCUCUUCCAAACUCCCUCUUCAACAUCGCCUCCUCAUCUUUAACCCUAAU
Messenger RNA from Hyaloscypha bicolor E, 1738 nucleotides. RefSeq lists its product as uncharacterized. The record is from RefSeq and is a predicted model, not a curated record. The transcript has a single exon. Lineage: Eukaryota; Fungi; Ascomycota; Leotiomycetes; Helotiales; Hyaloscyphaceae. The coding region runs from base 79 to 1509 and encodes 476 amino acids.